GGAGCUUCAUUGAUACUGUUGUAAUUUCCGUAGUCUCUUUUUUGGUUUCAUGUUGAAGCGCUCUUGAACACAGCGCCAUUCUCACAAGCUUCGCUCAAAAUGGUAGUAGCUUCACCUUUUACUGCAUCUCUCACUUUCUCUGUCGCUUCGCUCAAUCGAACGUCAUCCAUUCCUCAACUUUCUCGAAGAAAUUCACACAGGUCCAUAGUCUCUGCUUUGCCGAGGCCUUAUGGCGACCCCUCCACAAUUGGAUUAUCGAGUAAAACAAAUGGGGCUCCUCUAAAUCUUGACGAUAAAGACUUUCUUCUCACCAGUACAAGUUAUGGACCUAUAGAGGCUAGGAAAGGUAAUCCACCCAUUAUGCCUGCUGUGAUGACACCAGGAGGGCCAUUGGAUCUCUCUUCUGUGUUAUUUAGGAACCGUAUUAUAUUUAUUGGUCAACCUGUCAACUCGACCGUGGCACAGCGAGUUAUAUCACAGCUUGUGACUCUAGCAACAAUUGAUGAGGAUGCAGAUAUUCUGGUAUAUCUGAAUUGCCCUGGUGGAAGUACAUACUCAGUAUUAGCAAUUUAUGAUUGUAUGUCUUGGAUAAAGCCUAAGGUUGGCACAGUGUGCUUUGGAGUUGCUGCAAGUCAAGGGGCUCUUCUCCUUGCAGGUGGAGAAAAGGGAAUGCGCUAUGCCAUGCCAAAUUCUCGAAUUAUGAUUCAUCAGCCACAGAGUGGAUGUGGGGGUCAUGUAGAGGAUGUUAGACGUCAAGUCAAUGAAGCAGUUCAAUCACGCCAUAAAGUUGACAUGAUGUAUGCUGCAUUUACUGGCCAAUCUAUAGAGAAAGUACAACAAUACACUGAGAGGGAUCGAUUUUUGUCAGUUUCCGAGGCUUUAGAGUUUGGGCUUAUUGACGGUGUGCUGGAAACAGAAUACUGAGCUAUGAUUUGGGGAAGAUGAAAUGAUAAUCAGCCACACGUGAUCUAAUUAUGCAAGAAUUUGACUUCUGAAUGGGGAAUUUAUUUCAGUCUGUGGAAUCGUCAUCUCCAAGCAUCAAAGUCUCGGUCCGAAUAGCAGCCAUCGUUCCACUGGCAAUCAAUGAUUAAGAUCUAGCAAUAGAGAACACGAUGAUAUGAUUCCUAUUAUUUGCAGCCAAGUAGAUUCUUAAUCUCAGAAAACUGUACUCUUCUUGAACUGUUACAUUGUCCAAAGCUUGUGAACAUUAAGAAUUCAUCCUGAUAGCCAUCUUGAAAAAUAGAGUAUACUCCAGAAGCAGGUUUGAAAGCUGCUCUCAAAUUUAA
Molecule: messenger RNA, 1286 nt
Organism: Cucumis melo (muskmelon)
Lineage: Eukaryota; Viridiplantae; Streptophyta; Magnoliopsida; Cucurbitales; Cucurbitaceae
Product: ATP-dependent Clp protease proteolytic subunit 6, chloroplastic
Exons: 9
Coding region: 100-924 (274 amino acids)
Biological process (GO): protein quality control for misfolded or incompletely synthesized proteins
Cellular component (GO): endopeptidase Clp complex
Molecular function (GO): ATPase binding; serine-type endopeptidase activity; ATP-dependent peptidase activity
Source: RefSeq, a predicted model, not a curated record